This is a messenger RNA of Lolium rigidum, 690 nucleotides long. RefSeq lists its product as uncharacterized. The transcript has 6 exons. The record is from RefSeq and is a predicted model, not a curated record. Lineage: Eukaryota; Viridiplantae; Streptophyta; Magnoliopsida; Poales; Poaceae. Bases 1 to 690 code for a protein of 229 amino acids.
AUGACGCCCAAGAAGCUUCCUCCGGAGUCCCUCCCCAGGCGAAGCCCCUCCGGCGGCGGAUUGCAGCCGAUCACGAUCCACGUCCGUAUCAACGCGGACGGGAGCUACCUCCCCAGGUUAGUGAACCAAGGUGCGGUUCCUUCAGUUGAGAUGGCCAUAGAACAAGCUCUUUACUGGCCUGACGGCAGAAGGAAGAAGCGUUCUAAAUCGCUUGUGGCUGACCAAACCGGUAGUCAGGUCCACCGGUUAGUAGAAGCUUUGGUGGACAAGCAUAAUGAGGAUCACAAUCUUCUCGGGGAUCUUGCAUAUGAACUCAAAGAUGUUGUGCACUACCGAAAUUUUUGUGAGAAGCGUACUUGGUUCUAUCAUCUCAAUUUCACCAUGACUAAAGUAGCAUAUGAUUUCAAUUGUGGCAACGAGAACAAUCUAUUCUUUGCGGAACUCAAAUGUGUGCAGCAAGGAAAGCAAGAAGAAUUGUUGGUCAGUUGUUUCUGCAUGGUUAGUCCUACGAAAAAUGGUCUCUGCUAUGGUUGCACCAACAAUGGAAGUGUCAACAUGAAGCACCCAAACAGUGUAGAUGAAUACAUCGGUGGCCACUUGGACGUGCGCUCACCAUUCGGAUGUCACGCAGAGUGGAGCGACUCCGAUGAUGAUGUGGAAGCCAAGAAGAAGGAGCUGAGACGGAAGUGA